AUGCGGCGGCUGCGGGCGCGCCUCGCCGCCGCCGACGCGCCGAAGCACCUCGAGAAGCGCCACCCGAAUUUGUCCGUGUUCUCCGGGACGGCGGAGUUCGUCUCGGAGGACUGCGUCGAGGUCGCCGCGGACGGCGACCGCCGCCGGCUCGCGUUCGCCCACUGUAUCGUGGCCACGGGCGCGUCGCCGGCGCUCCCGGACGUGCCGGGCCUGCGCGAGGCGCCCUACCGCACGCACCUGAGCUGGUACGACUGCGAGGAGCUGCCGCGGCGCGCGGUCGUGCUCGGCGGCGGGCCCCAGGCGGCGGAGACGGCCCAGGCUUUGAGCGUGCUGGGCUGCCGCGUCUGCCUCGCGGCGCGCGGCGAGUUCCUGCCGCGGGAGGAUGCCGCCGCGGCGUCGGUCGUGCGCCGCGAGCUCGAGGCCGACGGCGUCGAGAUUUUGACGAACGUGUCCUUCGUCGCCGUGUCCGUCGACGAGGCCGAGGCGCUGCCCGUGGGCGUCGCCAUCCGCGAGACCAACGACUUCUACGCGAGCGAGAAGCGCGUGCUCCGCUGCGACGCGUUAUUGGUGGCGGCGGGCCGGAAGCCGCGCGUGGCCGGGUUGGGGUUGGACGCCGCGGGCGUCGCCUACGACGCGCAGAACGGCAUUCGAGUCGACGGUAUGUUGCGGACGUCGAACCCGCGGAUCUUCGCCGCGGGCGACGUCGCGUCGGGCUACCAGCACGCGCACGCGGCCGUCGCGAUGGCGGCCGCGGCCGUCGAGAACGCGCUGUUCGGAGGCGACGCGGACUUUGGGGCCGUGCUCCUGCCCUGGGUGACGCACACGGCGCCGGAGCUCGCCCACGUGGGCCUGUACGAGCGCGACGUCGCCGGCGGCUGCGACGUCUACGAGACGGACCUGGCGCACGUCGACCGCGCGAUCUUGGACGGCGACGAGGGCGGCCUCGUGCGCGUCGUCACGGCCCGGGGGAGCGACGAGAUCCUGGGGGCGACGGUCGUCGCGCCCCACGCCGGGGACCUCAUCGCGGAGAUCGCCGUGGCCAUGCACGGCAAGCUCGGCCUCGGCGAGCUCGGCCGCGUCGUCGUGCCCUACCCGGCGCUCGCGCAGGCCGUCCAGGCCUGCGGCGUCGCCUACAACCGCACGGUCUGGGACACCAUCGCCUCGCCGACGACGCUCGAGAGCCUCCGCGUCCGCAACAACAGCGACGCGGACCCGCCGGACGCGCCGCCGGACGCGCCGCCGCCGCCGCCAGAGCCCGCGCCGCCGGAGCCCGCGCGGGCCUGGCCCCUCUACGCCGCGCUCGCCUACGGCGCGGCCGCGACGGUCGCCGCCGUCGCCGCCGCGCGACGUCGCUCGUAA
Molecule: messenger RNA, 1359 nt
Organism: Aureococcus anophagefferens
Lineage: Eukaryota; Pelagophyceae; Pelagomonadales; Pelagomonadaceae
Exons: 1
Coding region: 1-1359 (452 amino acids)
Molecular function (GO): flavin adenine dinucleotide binding; NAD(P)H dehydrogenase (quinone) activity
Source: RefSeq, a predicted model, not a curated record